GCUUUGUUUGAAAGUGAUUUUGUUCUCUACAGCCGUCCUUUCCAGUGGUUGACUUUCUUCUUGCACAGUUCGAGUUUACCUGGAACGUGACAAUGCCACCAAAGAAGAAGGCAGCUGCACCCGAGCCUCCUCCAAUUAUUGGACGGCCUGGCACCAAUCUAAAAUGUGGAAUCGUCGGAUUGCCCAAUGUGGGAAAAUCGUCUUUCUUCAAUGUGCUGACAAAAAGUGCUGCACCUGCUGAAAAUUUCCCCUUCUGUACGAUCGAUCCGAAUGAGAACCGUGUGGCUGUGCCGGACGACCGCUUCGACCAUCUGUGCGCGGUGCACAAGCCUGCGAGUCGUGUUCCAGCCUACCUGCACAUCACCGACAUUGCUGGACUCGUGAAAGGUGCUCACGAAGGCCAGGGUCUUGGCAAUGCGUUUUUAUCGCACAUCCGUGGCGUGGAUGCAUUCUUUCACGUGUGCCGAGCGUUUGAGGAUGAGGAUGUGACUCAUGUGGAGGGUGACGUCAAUCCCGUCCGCGAUUUGGAGAUCAUUUCGGAGGAGCUCCGUUUGAAGGACAUGGACUACGUUGAGAAGGUUAAGGAAGGCUUGGAGAAAACAUGCGUUCGCGGUGGAGAUAAGAAGCAGAAGCCGGAGUAUGAUGCCAUUUGCAAAGUGAAGACGCUACUGUGCGAUGAGAAGAAAGACAUCCGAUCUGCUUGUUGGUCAGCGGCAGAAAUCGACGCAUUGAACAAGCAUCUGUUCCUGACGUCCAAGCCCGUUAUCUACCUGGUGAACCUGUCAGAACGCGACUAUGCUCGCAAGAAGAACAAGUGGCUGGCCAAGAUCAAGGAAUGGGUAGAUGAGCGCGACCCGUUCGCCUUGAUCAUCCCGUUCAGUGCCGAGCUGGAGGCCAAGCUUGUGGACAUGAGCGACGAGGAGCAGGCCGCUCAUCUAGCGGAGAUCAAGACGACCACCAUGUUGCCGAAGAUCAUCAAGACCGGCUUCCGCGCCCUGCAGCUGGAGUACUUCUUCACUGCCGGCCCGGAUGAGGUGCGCGCCUGGACCAUACAGAAGGGCACCAAGGCACCGCAAGCGGCCGGCCGCAUCCACACAGACUUCGAAAAGGGCUUCAUCAUGGCCGAGGUCAUGACGUUCGAGGACUUCAAGGAGUACGAAACGGAAUUAGCUGUGAAGGCGGCGGGCAAAUACCGCCAGCAGGGUCGCAACUAUGUCGUGCUGGACGGUGAUAUCAUCUUCUUCAAAUUCAAUGCCGGCGCCGGUCUUUCGGCCAAAAAGAAGUGAUCAUUGUGAGAUCGGAUGGUCAACACUUAGGUUUUCCGCCGCCGUCUACUUCGAAUUAAAAGUCGCCACAGGAUCGUGCACGCCAUGUGACUUCAUCGCCCACAUCCUGGCUUGGUUUAGGUACUUCCACUGUUCUUGGCUGCACAGCUAUUUUCUAUUCUGUGGUGUGUUAGUCACCUGACCUCUAUUUGUGCGGCUUGCCCUUUCGGGGGUGACAAGAACGCUGGACAUUCCUGCCGCUCCAGUGGAUUGCUCUAGGCAUGGCUACUCUAUAACAUCGAAUGAACAAAUUUCACUUUUUUGUUUUCUCCUUCCUGUUUUUGUACUGUUUUUGAAGGAUUAUAAAUAAGGACUCGGUAAAGCCAGCAA
Sycon ciliatum is the source of this 1655-nucleotide messenger RNA. RefSeq names its product obg-like ATPase 1. Gene Ontology annotation, cellular component: cytoplasm. Lineage: Eukaryota; Metazoa; Porifera; Calcarea; Leucosolenida; Sycettidae. Bases 93 to 1286 code for a protein of 397 amino acids. Gene Ontology annotation, molecular function: ATP hydrolysis activity; ATP binding; GTP binding. The transcript has a single exon. The record is from RefSeq and is a predicted model, not a curated record.